Xenia sp. Carnegie-2017 is the source of this 2588-nucleotide messenger RNA. Its product is annotated as microspherule protein 1-like. The record is from RefSeq and is a predicted model, not a curated record. Gene Ontology annotation, biological process: positive regulation of transcription by RNA polymerase II. Gene Ontology annotation, cellular component: NSL complex; MLL1 complex; Ino80 complex. Gene Ontology annotation, molecular function: protein binding; G-quadruplex RNA binding. NCBI's taxonomy places the organism in Eukaryota, Metazoa, Cnidaria, Anthozoa, Malacalcyonacea, Xeniidae.
AUAGGCUGUCUGACAUGACAUCUUUACUUACAUUAAAUGUUCGUCUCGUCGUUAGUCAGCAGUUCGCACUUUUAUGCGUUUCAUAUUUUGUAAAUCGUUCAUCGGUUUUAAAUAUUAUUGCUAAAGUUAGCUUCUUUUACCAAGGUCUUUUAUUUCUAAGUUAUCUGUGAUGAAAUACUUGUGAAAAUAGUACUAGCUGUUAUAUUUAUCCAUUUUGGUGAUUGCACACUGCUCGCUGUCGAAAUUUUAAUAACAAGCAAUACCUUCGAAUUAUAAUGAAUGAAUGAAUGAAUGAAUAAUUUACAUUUAUGAAUAACAUACACUAGAAAGAAUAUUUAUUUCGCAUUUUAUCUGCAAUGAACACAUUUAUUUUAAUGUUUUUUAUAAGCUUUAAAAACAAUUCCAUGGGACUGUAUUGUCGAUGCGGAUGACCCCUGGGCCUAAGAAGUUGCACACUUAUAAUUCUCGUUUCAGUUCUCCCUAGUCUCCCUCGGCCAGAUUCAAGAUGGUUGCCAAAGUGAAAUUAUGGAAACACUACUUUAGAGUGCUGAUACUUGAUAUUUAGAUUGAUAAGAACUAUUUGGAUAUUAAUUUUGAGACCAAUCUUUGUUGGAGAAAUAUUCGAGUCUAUCGAAUGUUCGUUAGUCAUGAAUCCAGAAAACCAACAGAUAAAGGAACUAGUCAAGGAUAAAAGAGAAUCUCAUCACAAAGAACCAUUUUCAUCUGGUUUAACAGGAGGUAUUUGGAAUGUACAAGAUUUAAGGAAUAAAUCACCAGCAUCAGGUGGUCACUUGAAAAAUCAUAAUUUUGGCAAGUCGUCAGGCCGUAGUACGCCGCGAAGAAGCUCAUCAAGGUCUAUAAAGCGAAAGAAAUUUGAUGAUGAACUUGUGGAAAGCAGUUUGAAAAAUGCUGGAAAAGCGUUAGGCUUACCUGAAGCCAUUGAAAUCAAAGAAAAGGAGAAGAAGCCAAUAAAUAAAUCUUCUUCUAUUUCAAACCAUGGUCCUUCUGUGCAUAAAAAACAAAAGAAAAAUAAGAGUAAUGCAGCACCAUUAAAGAAUGUUGGCAGAUGGCGACCAUCCGAUGACCUGACUCUUAUAACAGCAGUCCUUCAGACAAAUGAUUUGAAUGCUGUUCAUAUUGGCUGUAAAUCCUGUCGAUUUACACUAAAUGAGGUUGAAGAUCGUUGGUUUGCUUUGCUUUAUGAUCCAGUUGCAUCAAGGUUGGCAUCGUAUGGCAUGAAACAGUUGCCAUGUGAUAUUGUUCAACAAAUUCAAAGUAAUACAUUAUGGAGCAAAGAAGAAGAAGAUUUAUUAGCUAAGACAUCUGCUACAACAACUGCUAAUGUGCAGUAUUUUCAAAAAUUGCUUGAGGACAAUACAGCAACAUUUCAUCAGUAUAGAACAGCAAAAUCUGUCAUGCAACAUUGGCUUCAAAUGAAACAUUACCAACUUCUUGAUGAUCAGACAGUACUGGCAUUGGGCAGUGCCACGGCAACCUUCUCUGAUUUUGAAGAACAAGUGAAGGAUUCUGAGUUAUCAAUGAAUGAUGAAGUUUUGGAACAUGAAUUAAAUAUUUCUGAUCGUCGGGCUAAACGAGAAAUUCGUCAGCUGGAAGAAGAAAUACCACGAUGGCAGGCAAUUGUUGACUCUUUAAAUGAAUCUGGAACAGCUCCCACUGAAUUUGAUUCACAAACUUUGGCGGUCUUAAGAGGAAGGCUUGUACGAUAUUUAAUGCGUUCAAGAGAGAUUAUUGUUGGCAGAUCUACGAAAGACCAUAAUGUUGAUGUGGAUUUAUCAUUGGAGGGUCCUGCUGGAAAAGUUUCUCGAAAACAGGCGGUGAUUCGUUUGAAAACAGAUGGAGAAUAUUAUAUAAUGAACGAAGGUAGACGUCCUAUUUUCAUUGAUGGUAAACCUGUUUUAACAGACAUCAAGGCGAAGCUUCAUCACAAUUCAACAUUUGAGAUAUGCGGUCUUCACUUCGUAUUUUUAAUUAACAAAGAUUAUUCAUCUGAACGUAAGCAUGUAGAAAACACAUAAGAGAAGGCGCCUGGUUAUUUUGUGCUUCUCAUCAUUGGUAUAUUUGCCAUUCUUCAUGAUGGACGAACUGUUUCUUGUGUUUGACUUCAAUGUUAUUCGGUCUGUUUUUUCUCUUGCUAAGAAUUCUUCUUCAUGUUGACUAAACAUAAAUGGACGGCCUAACUUGUUUGAAACUGCUAAAACGUGUAAACGGAAUUUACUUUAUUGGAAAUAUGUCUUCUCUUGUUAAUCUCAGGAUUCCAGCUAGCAAAGAAAGUAUAAACAGGAGUUACAUGACACUUUUCAUUCUUGUAGCAGUAAAUAUUCCAUAGAUUGUUUAAAACUGUCUUAUGUCAAAUUGCUGAAAUUUCUAUUUCUUUUUAAAAUGCUUAGGAAAAGCAUAAAAAUUUUUUUUAAUAAGUUCAUCUGUCUGAAAUAAAAUGUAUACAAAUUAUAUAUAGGUCCUUAAAUUUAGUUUAAUUUAGGAAUAUAUGCGCUAACGCACAUUUUUGGCAUUAUAAAUUUAAGUCUAUAUGAAAUAUUACAAUCAAUACAUGUUAAAUCCAGCUACAA